AUGCUGCAAAUGGGUGACGAUGAAGGAGUCCAGGCAUACAUUUCAAGGGUCAUCACUAUCACCAAUCAGAUGAAGGCUCUUGGGCACAAGCUCAAGGAGUCAGAGGUCGUCUCCAAAGUGCUGCGGAGUCUAGCACCGAAGUUCGACUGGGUUGCGAUCGCGAUUGAGCAAUCGAAGGAGAUUGCAAAGCUCUCGCUGGAUGACCUCUGUGGAACGCUGCAAGCUCACGAGGUGAGGGUGAACCGUGCAGCAGGGAAAACUGUGGAGAGAGCUCUUCACGUCAAGACCGAGCAUCCUACACAAAACCACAACAAAGGUGGGGGUGUUGGGAGCUCAUGGGGAGAAGGACGAGGCCGCGGGAGAUCAUUCGCACGCGGGAGAGGGCGAGGCCGAGGAGGUCGUGGAAGGGCUUUGACAACAAAAGCCACAUCCAAUAUUUCACUGUAA
Dioscorea cayenensis subsp. rotundata (Guinea yam) is the source of this 447-nucleotide messenger RNA. RefSeq lists its product as uncharacterized. The coding region runs from base 1 to 447 and encodes 148 amino acids. The transcript has a single exon. The record is from RefSeq and is a predicted model, not a curated record. Lineage: Eukaryota; Viridiplantae; Streptophyta; Magnoliopsida; Dioscoreales; Dioscoreaceae.